Panicum hallii is the source of this 1002-nucleotide messenger RNA. RefSeq names its product GATA transcription factor 15-like. NCBI's taxonomy places the organism in Eukaryota, Viridiplantae, Streptophyta, Magnoliopsida, Poales, Poaceae. Gene Ontology annotation, molecular function: DNA-binding transcription factor activity; zinc ion binding; sequence-specific DNA binding. Gene Ontology annotation, biological process: flower development; regulation of DNA-templated transcription. Bases 1 to 693 code for a protein of 230 amino acids. The record is from RefSeq and is a predicted model, not a curated record. The transcript is spliced from 2 exons.
AUGCUGCACGAGGCGGCGCCCUGCACGUGCGGGCUGCUCUACGGCACCUGCGGCGGCGGCUGCUCGCUGAUGUUCGCCGCGUCGGCGGGGGACCACCGCAGCCACUACUACGAGCGCUGCGGCGGCGGCGGCGGGGAGGCCGGCUUCGGCACCGGCUCCUACGUGGGCUCGGUGGACUGCACGCUCUCGCUCGGCACGUCGUCCACGCGACGCGCCGAAGCGGGGGCGGCGCGCGCCCAGGCUCCUUCCGGGGCGCUCCACUGGGAUGCGGCGCCCGUGUCCAGCUGCAACAACGGCAGCAGCCAGCAGGAGGCUAACGCCGCGGGCGCCCGCCGGUGCGCCAACUGCGGCACGACCUCCACGCCGCUCUGGAGGAACGGCCCGCGCGGACCCAAGUCGCUGUGCAACGCGUGCGGGAUCCGGUACAAGAAGGAGGAGCGGCGCGCGGCGGCCGCUGCGGCGGCACCGGCGGCGAUGGCCUCGGACGGCGGCGUGGAGUACGCGCCGUCGUACGGGCACGCGCGGCAGCAGCAGCAGUGGGGCUGCUACGGCCCGGCGUCCUUCGGCAUGGUCGGCGACGCGGCCGGCGAGGUGGGCGGGCCGUGCCUGCCGUGGGGCCUCGGGGUCAUGCUGUCGCCGUCACCGGCGUUCGGGGCCGUCCGGGAGGUGCCGAGCCUGUUCCAGUACUACUAGGUACUACCACCAGCAGCUAGCGGAACGGUAGACUGCAAGUCCGAAGUCUCCUUUUCUCUUUCGCUCCUUUUGGCAACAACAAGAUGCUGUACUUGACCAACGACCUAGCGGCAUCAAAAGUCGGGGCACUCCUGCUCAUUUCUUUUUUCCUCUUUUGCUCGAGCAAAUUUCCAUGCAUGAUUGGCUCUUGUAUGAUUCUGACAUGGGUGGUUCUGUCUCCAUGUUUGAAUCUUGCUGCAUGGCGAUGAUCUGAUGAUGAGCUACUAGUCUGGCGUAGCCUUCAUUCGUUUGAAAAUCGAUACCUGCAAA